Messenger RNA from Cyclopterus lumpus (lumpfish), 3675 nucleotides. RefSeq names its product ecto-NOX disulfide-thiol exchanger 1 (gene enox1). Gene Ontology annotation, molecular function: protein-disulfide reductase activity; RNA binding. The record is from RefSeq and is a predicted model, not a curated record. Bases 338 to 2242 code for a protein of 634 amino acids. The transcript has 16 exons. Gene Ontology annotation, cellular component: plasma membrane; external side of plasma membrane. Gene Ontology annotation, biological process: ultradian rhythm. Lineage: Eukaryota; Metazoa; Chordata; Actinopteri; Perciformes; Cyclopteridae.
AGUCCUAGGCAGCUCCGGAGCGCGUGAGAGGGAGAGGACGCACCGGGAUUCACUCGCGGAGACGUCCGCUGCUUCAGCUCCGGAACCGUAGGACUCUCAAGUACUCCCUAGGACCCUGAGGACCCCGAGGACCCUCUAGGACCCUUAGGACCCCGAGGACCUUCUAGGACCCUGAGGACCCCAAGGACCCACUAGUACUCCCUAUGACCCUCUAGGACCCUGAGGACCCUUAGGACCCUGAGGACCCCAAGAACCCACUAGUACUCCCUAUGACCCUCUAGGACCCCCAGACCUGCUGAACUCUCCUCAGCUGGACGCUGGUCGUCUCUCUGACUGGAUGAACCCGUGCGUCCACCCGUCCAGCAGCCAGAGGACGGAUCUGAUGCGAGCAGCUGAUGGUGUCCCCGUCUCGGACCUCGGAGCCUGGACCACCGCCAUGAACAACCUGGGCAUCGGGCCUGUGGGGCUCAGCGGGCAGCAGCUGAUCUCAGACUCUCUGUGUCUCCAGAGGUUCGACCCCGGACUGGGUCUCCUCGCCUCCAUGAACCCCCUGAUGGGGGGCAUUAGUCUGGUGCCCCCCCCGCCCGCCCCUCCCGACAUGCCGGUCGUCAAGGAGAUCAUCCACAGCAAGAGCUGCACGCUGUUCCCCCAGAACCCCAACCUGCCCCCACCGUCGACCCGGGAGUGCCCCCCCGGCUGUAAGACGGUGUUUGUCGGCGGGCUGCCGGAGAACGCCACGGAGGAGCUCGUCAGAGAAGUGUUCGACCCGUGUGGAGAAAUCAUCGCCAUCCGCAAGAGCAAGAAGAACUUCUGCCACAUCCGCUUCAGUGAGGAGUUCAUGGUGGACAAGGCUAUGUACCUGUCAGGGUACCGGAUGAGGAUCGGCUCCAGCACCGACAAGAAAGACUCGGGGCGGAUCCACGUGGACUUCGCUCAGGCCAGAGACGACCUGUACGAGUGGGAGUGUCAGCAGCGCCUCCUGGCCCGGGAGGAGCGGCACCGCCGCAAGGUCCACGAGGACCGGCUGAGACCGCCAUCUCCUCCUCCCAUAGUGCACUUCUCUGAGCACGAGGCGGCCAUGUUGGCAGAGAGGCUGAAAGAUGACCACAACUUCAGCGAGGCGACGGUGGUGCUCUUCACCUGGAUCGACCGCGGCGAAGUCAACCGCCGGACCGCCAACCACUUCUACUCCAUGAUCCAGUCGGCCAACGGCCACGUGCGGCGGCUGAUGAGCGAGAAGGCUCAGCACGAGGAGGAGAUGGAGCACGCCAAAGAGGUCUUCAAGAACGCCCUGCUGGCCAUCCUCAACCAGUUCGAGCAGAUCACCGCCGUUUUCACCGCCGCCACCAGGCAAAAGGCAUGGGACCAUUUCUCAAAAGCUCAGCGCAAGAACGUAGACAUUUGGAGAAAGCAGUGUGAGGAGCUGAGGAACGCCCACAGCGAGGAGAUCAUGGGCAUCAGACGGGAGGAGGAGAUGGAGAUGUCGGACGACGAAGAAGACGAGAACCCCUCCAAGAGGCUUCGCACCGAGGAGAACGGAGUAUGUGAUCAGACCCAGGCGUCUCUGAAGGAGGAGAACGACUCCCUGCGUUGGCAGCUGGAGGCGUACAGGAACGAGGUGGAGCUGCUGAGGAGGGAGCAGAGAGGAGGAGGAGGAGGAGGAGGAGGAAGAUAUGAUGAAGAUCCUCCAGUGAUUCAGAGCUCUGAGGUUCAGAUCCAGCUGCUGCAGAAGAACAUGCACAACAUGCAGCAGCAACUCCUGAGUCUGCAGGAGCAGCUGAGGAGUAAGGAGGCGGAGCUAGAGGAGGCCAGGGCGGAGCACCGCUACCUGGAGGGGGGUGUGGCCUCCCUUAGAGACCAGCUGCUCGGUAACGGAGACGGAACCAACGGAACCAACGGAACCAACGGAGACCACGAAACGGCGGUGAAUGGCUGUGUUCCCUCGUCGUUCCUCAGCAGAGAGAGGAGGAGUGAGGUCAUCAUGAGAGGAGGCGUGGCCUCAGAGAAGGAGGCUCUGCUGCUGGGCAUCAUCUCCACCUUCCUCCAUGUUCAUCCGUUUGGAGCCAACCUGGAGUAUCUGUGGUCCUACAUCCAGAGACUGGACUCCAAGGUGUCUCCGGUGGACCUGCAGUGUCUCAUGGUCCGUCUCCCCAGCAUGUUCAGACAGGAGCUGAGUGGCGUCGGAGCGACUUUAGAGAAACGAUGGAAGUUCUGCGGCUUCGACAGCCUCGGAUCAGCGUGAUGCCCGGAUCCUGGUCCUCUGGGACACCUGGAUCCUGGUCCUCGGAUGUCUCGUCUCGGGGACACAUGGAUCCUGGUCCUCUGGUGUCUUGUCUCGGGGACACCUGGAUCCUGGUCCUCGGAUGUCUCAUCUCGGGGACACAUGGAUCCUGGUCCUCUGAUGUCUUGUCUCACGAGGACACCUGGGUCCUGGUCCUCUGGUGUCUUGUCUCGGGGACACCUGGAUCCUGGUCCUCGGAUGUCUCAUCUCGGGGACACAUGGAUCCUGGUCCUCUGAUGUCUUGUCUCACGAGGACACCUGGGUCCUGGUCCUCUGGUGUCUUGUCUCGGGGACACCUGGAUCCUGGUCCUCGGAUGUCUCAUCUCGGGGACAUCUGGAUCCUGGUCCUCGGAUGUUUCGUCUCGGGGACACCUGGAUCCUGGUCCUCAGAUGUCUUGUCUCGGGGAUACCUGGAUCCUGGUCCUCGGAUGUCUCGUCUCAGGGACACCUGGAUCCUGGUCCUCUGGUGUGUUGGGGACACCUGGAUCAGUUUGAUAUUUUUACACGUUUGGUUUAAUUCCUCUACAAAAUAAGAGUAUCCGUCCUUUAGUGUUGUGUGUAAAAAUGUGUGAUAUGUUGAGGAGUUGGACCUCCUUUAGGACACAUGGUCCUCCCCUAGGACACAUGGACCUCCUUUAGGACACAUCAUCCUCUUUAAGGACACAUGGUCCUCCCCUAGGACACAUGGACCUCCUUUAGGACACAUCGUCCUCCUUAAGGACACAUGGUCCUCCCCUAGGAUACAUGGCCCUUCCCUAUGACACAUGGUCCUCCUUUAGGACACAUGGUCCUCCUCUACGCUGUCCAUGGUGCUGGAGUCUCAGAGUCUCUCUUCUGUUUGUUUGGGAUAUAAAACAUAUUUUUAUUUUAUAAAUCUAUAUUUAAAUAUUAAAAACCGUUCAGGAAGUGAAAACUUCUUUUGAAAAAUGUAUUUCUGCAAAUCGUUCAAUUCUUUUGAUCAUUUUAAAACCCGACAAUCGUCCGUUGAUCUCAGAUUUAUUUCUUCAUGUUUGGAUGAAAAUAACAUGUGAAGGACGAUAUUAUUGUUAUAAAUAUUAUUAUGAUGGGAAAACAGUUUUUAAAGGUUUUUAGAGGAUAUAUGAGAUAAAGGAAUUCAAUCGUUCCACUUUAUUUAUUUCCUUAUUUCAUGAAGAAGCUGACGUUACUGUCUCUGAAGUCUGUAUAUAAAUAUGCUGAAAUGCACAAAGGUGAAUAAUGUUUGUUAAAUAUCAGCCUGAGAGUCAAUAACUGAUCAGUGAGGAAGACGACGAUGAAGGAACUGAAGACGAGGAGCAGAUGUUCCCAAAGACUUCUAUGCCGUUAGAUUAUGAAUUAUGGAUUGUGUUCUUCCUGUUUGUUUUUUCUUAUUUAAAUAAAGUAAAAUGUACUUCAGU